Molecule: messenger RNA, 1588 nt
Organism: Eucalyptus grandis
Lineage: Eukaryota; Viridiplantae; Streptophyta; Magnoliopsida; Myrtales; Myrtaceae
Exons: 4
Coding region: 593-1006 (137 amino acids)
Source: RefSeq, a predicted model, not a curated record
UUAAAUUUUCUGGGUUUUGUCUCUCUCUCCUCGUGGAAGAGCAGACAGUUUUCUCUCUCCUCUUUGCUCUCUCUUCCUCCUCCGACGCUCCUUCCGGUCUAGCGAUUCCUCCGACGACCGUCGCUCCCUCCCGACGACGGCCUUUCUCUCUCCCCUCGACGGCCUCAUCUCAGGGCUCCAUUCUCUUGGCGCACUUCUUCCUAAAUCGCGCUCUCUCCCGACGGCCGAUUUCGCUCGCCUCUCCCACGACCUCCACGCUUUAGGCGGUUCUUCCCUCGCGGAUCGGUGAGGUCUCGGUAUGCUCUCGUGCUGCGUGUCUUCUUCCUUGCUCAGCAACACCAUACUGACUCUCUCUCUCUCUCUGAGUGUGUCUCUCUGUGCAUUCUUUCAUCCAUGAGGCAAGCAUUUCGACUAGGGUUCAGGCCCCCUGAACCCUAGUCGAAAUGCUUGCAAGGGAGAUUAUUGAGCAGGGAAGUGAAUAUUACUGAUGGAAAACCAUGAGGUCUUGAGAAUUUGCCUUCAACAAAGAGCAAGGUCUUGAGAAUCUGCUUCGUUUGGGUCAAGAUGGUGGGCUCCGCAGCCGCACAAGUCCAUGGUCUCGCGCUGUAUGGUCCGGGCUUGUAGCUCCGUCGACGGCAGAAGCAAGGUCUACAGAGAACUCGAACGUCUGCUUUCAAGUGGGAGGAAAGGAAUCUUUAUGGCAAGUGAAGAUGCCAGACUACAAAAGGUCCCAUCCUUUCCAUCAAUAACUGAGGCUUUUUUGGAAGUGCCACCACAGCCAAUAUAUUUCCCAACUUCCAAGUGCCACAUGGAUAUGUUGCCGAGGCAAGAACAAGCUAAGCUUGCAGCUUGUCCUGGUAGCAGCAUUGUCACGGGAAGCUCUGGCAAGAGUGGGAAGCACACAGUUGCUGGUGCAAGGGCUGUGCAAGGGUUGUGCUGGAUAUCAAAGUCUCCUCAAUCGGAGUUCACCAAAAUCCAAUGCAAGUGGUGCAGCAACUUCCUAUAAUUCAGCAUGGGUGAGAAGAUCCAGCUACCUAGAGACCAUGCAAUAAAGACAAAUCUCAUGAACUGAUUAAAUCUAGACCUUUGGCCUAUGCAGGUGGCCCUAAUCCAAAGCAGUUUGCACUAAAUAGAUGAGAUUAGACGGAUGACCUCCGGUUGCUCUUCGAGAUGGUGCAUCAGCAUCGCUAUUCUGAUAUGCAUGGUUGCCCCUCUGAUCACUGGACCGUUGCCCAGGAUGCUAUUGCUAAAGGAAUCCCCAUCCGUCAUCAAGGCAAUAAGAAUUUGAUAAUAUCUUAGAAUGCGGGAGCUGCGUUGAAGGGUCUCAGACUAGUCUGAUGCUAGUUUGACUUCCUGUGAGCGCAGCAUGCCAGCUAGCUCAUGUCUUGAAGCUUUAGCAUUGAGGACAUUUUCUCAUGUAAACAGCAUUUGCAACACAGCUUAUGAUAGCACAAUUUAUUUGUUGCUGGGUACGGAAUUUGUGUCUCUAACGACAUGCCACUCGGAAUCUCGGAUGGAUGGUGUCAUUCUGGUUGUAAAAAUUUGUGAUUUGAAGUAUUACUAGUUAAGAUUUGGCAAAUCGUAAGCA